This is a messenger RNA of Mizuhopecten yessoensis (Yesso scallop), 840 nucleotides long. RefSeq names its product cysteine-rich, acidic integral membrane protein-like. The coding region runs from base 1 to 840 and encodes 279 amino acids. Lineage: Eukaryota; Metazoa; Mollusca; Bivalvia; Pectinida; Pectinidae. The record is from RefSeq and is a predicted model, not a curated record. The transcript has 2 exons.
AUGACACAGGACUGUAACUGUGGGCGUAAGACACAGGGCUGUGACUGUGGACAUAAGACACAGGACUGGAACUGUGGACAUACGACACAGGACUGGAACUGUGGACAUACGACACAGGACUAUGACUGUGGACAGAUGGCAAGGGACUGUAACUGUGGGAAUAAAACACAGGACUGUAACUGUGGACACACGACACAGGACUGUAAUUGUGGGAAUAAGACACAGGACUGUAACUGUCGACAUAAGACACAGGACUGUAACUGGGGACAUACGACACAGGACUGUAACUAUGGACAUAUCACACAUGACUGUGACUGUGGACAGAUGGACUGUAAUUGUGGACAUAGGACACAGGAAUGUAACUGUGGACAUAAGACAAAGGACUGUAACUGUGGACAUAAGGCACUGGACUGUAACGGUGGGAAUAAGACACAGGACUGUAAUUGUGGACAUAGGACACAGGAAUGUAACUGUGGACAUAAGACAAAGGACUGUAACUGUGGACAUAAGGCACUGGACUGUAACUGUGGACAUACGACCCAGGACUGUAACUGUGGACAUAAGGCACUGGACUGUAACGGUGGGAAUAAGACACAGGACUGUAACUGUGAACAUACGACACAGGACUGUAACUGUGCACAUAUGACACAUGAAUGUAAAUGUGGACAUACGACACAGGACUGUAACUGUGGACUUAAGACACAGGGCUGUAACUGUGGACAUAAGACACAUGGCUGUAAUUAUGGACAUACGACACAGGACUGUAAUUGUGGACAUAAGACACAGGACUGUCACUGGGGACAUAAGGCACUGGACUUAGGGACAGGAGUGAAAGUGUAA